Messenger RNA from Seminavis robusta, 3741 nucleotides. The record is from the annotation of a GenBank genome assembly. Lineage: Eukaryota; Bacillariophyta; Bacillariophyceae; Naviculales; Naviculaceae.
AUGAGCGCUGUUCGACUGCUGCUGGGCCUGAUGGCCUUGCUGGGUUUGGUCCGGACGACUACAGCACAAGGCGCUGGAACAGAUGUGCAAAUGAAUUUCAACUACACGUUCUAUGAAGGUUUCGAGCCAACGGCAGAUCCCACGGACGAAGAGCUUUCUCACUUGGCCUGUGUGACGCAGCGGUGGGUAUCUCAGGUGACCAAAAACUUGACGGGCAAUCCUACCCUUACCAUGGAAGCUACCAACGUUGCCUACCAAAUGACUAGCAAUGGAAGCGAAAUGAUCUUUACGGGCGUCUUCAAUACCGCCCCUGGGCCCGACGAAUUGGCCACUCUACCCGACUCACAAGAUAUUGUAGUUGCCUUGGCGCCCCAGAACAUUAACGCUACUCAGUACAUUGCGGACUUUAUCUAUUCGGAAUCUUCCACUGGAGGCCAUGCAUACUGGGCGGAUGUCAAUGGAAUUCAGUUCGAAGCAGUUUUUGUGGACGCCGCCAGGCCAGCAGGUCGUCUGGAUGCACCCAUCUGCGAUCCCACCAUCGCUCCAACCUUUGAAAUCACAAUGGCUCCCAACAAUACAGAUCCGGCUGCAAAUGCUACCGAUCCCAACGCUGCAAAUGCUACUGAUCCAAACGCGGAUCCAAACGCUGCAAAUGGUACCGAUCCGAAUGGUGCAGGUGGCCCAGACGGUACCGGAGGCCCAGGUAGUGGUAAUGGCACCGAUCCAAAUGGCCCCGGUGGCCCAGGAGGUCCUGGUGGUCCAGGCAGUGGUAAUGGUACAGAUCCAUUUGGACCUGGAGGCCCGGCUAACGGUACGGAUCCUAAUGGCCCCGGUGGUCCAGGAACUGGAGGUCCAGGCAACGGUACCGAUCCCAAUAAUCCCAAUGGUACUGGUGGUCCUGGAACUGGUGGUCCUGGCACUGGAGGUCCUGGUAAUGGAACUGAUCCCAACAAUCCCAACGGUGGUGGUCCUGGAACUGGUGGCCCUGGUACUGGCGGCCCUGGCACUGGCGGACCUGGUACUGGCGGACCCAAUGAUCCCAAUGGCGGCCUCGACCCCAACAAUCCAGGCGGCGGACCUAACGGCACCGAUCCCAAUGCUACGUUUGCUCCCGGUACUCCUGGAGGUCCAAAUGGGCCUGGAGGUCCGAAUGGACCAGGAGGUCCUGGUGGCCCCGGUGGUCCUCCCGUUGGGCCUCCCGGAACAGGUCCUGGUGGUCCCGGCGAUGGAGGCUUGACACCUGCUCCCAGUCCCAUGGCAUCCGCUCCCUUUACAGAUGACAUGGUCUUCUUUACGCUGCAGUAUGGAUUUGCUGCUGGUCAAGCGAGAGAUCCCACACAGGCAGAGAUUGAAGAGCUCAUUUGUGUGACCAAUCUCUUCUUCCGUGACAUUAUCAGAAACUUCACCGGAGAUAACACUGUCCAGUCAGAAGCCAUGCACAUUGACUGGAACUAUCUUGAAACUGAGGAGUUGCCAGUAGGACUCAACUUCACUGCCAACGCUACUUAUGGCAAUGGUGACCUUGUUCCUGAAGAAACGGUUUUCGCUGCAAUGGAAGUCACAGAGGAAGAAAUUGUCCAGUACAUUCAGCAAUAUGCUUGGGCUACAGAUGAAGGUGGCCUCUUCUUCAAUGCAGAAAGUGUCAACUUUACUGAUCAGGUCAAUGUGCCAGUGCCUGUUGGCCAGCUGACAACACUGGCUUGCCCAGAAACGCCAAUGCCAUCAACGGCUCCAUCCAUGUCUAUGGCGCCAUCAAUGUCAGGUGCACCUUCCUCCCCACCUUCAGCAUCACCCGCCCCUACCAGCUCACCCCAGCCAUCACUUGCUCCGUCACUCUCGCACUCGCCAUCGAUUUCAUCUGCCCCAUCUCCAAUCGCAGAAGGAGGCGGUGGAGGUCCAGGCAGCGGUGGCCCUGGUAGUGGCGGUCCUGGUGGCCAGCCCAGUGCCGGUGGUCCAGGCGGCUCAGGAAGUGGAGGUCCAGGCAGUGGUCAACCAGGAAGUGGAGGUCCAGGCAGUGGAGGUCCAGGUGACGGGCGACCAACGAUCCCACCAAAUGCUGGACCUGCCACCAGGGUUCCUGUUGGAUUCAGAUUCCUUGUGUCAAAUUUGGAUGGCAUCACCGAUCCCGUCCAAGCCAAUUCCAGUGGACUUUCUGUGUCUUGGCCAGUCUUUGCUGAUGACGCUGUCUACAACAUCACACAAGAACGCAAUGCUGCUGCUAAUGCACGCAUGUUGCGGGCAAAUGGAGGUCGACAUCUGUUGGUGUAUGGCGGAGUUGAACCUGGAACAGCAAUUAUUAAUACUCUUGUUGCAGCAGAUUGCCCUCCAGAAUCUCAUCCAGAUUCUACCUGUCACAAUGCAGUUGCAUCUUAUGUUCUAUUGACUUACGGUGAAAACGAUACAAAAGCCCUCGAGGAGGAAUAUGCUAUAGCUACAAAAGAAAAAAUUGACGAUGGAACUUAUCAAGAAGUCAUGGAACAGGAAUACAAUAAUACUCCUCUGUUCAUUGGUGUCAUUCCUGAUCCCAACGCAACAGAACCUCCAUCGGACAGGGAACCACCAGCAGAAGAGGAGGACAAGGGCGGCUUGGCCCCCUGGUUGAUUGCAUUGAUCGUAUUGCUCUGCCUCCUUUGUUGCUGUUGCCUCCUAGCUGCCCUGUUCUUCAUGAUGCAGAAGAACAAACAAGAAGAAAAGGAACUGGAACCCUAUGACGAGGAAGGUUUUGUCUACGACUUCUUGAUUCCACCCAACCAAAAGCCCCAAACCGAGGUCGAUGACGAUGCUGAGACCAAAGACGUUGACGAUGAGGGAGAAGACGAAGAGAUCGAAAAUUUCGAUGAUGAAGAUGAGGAGGCAGCCAACAGAGGUGGUGCCAUCCCCAUGCCUCCCCCAGAGGAUGUGGCUGAGAUCGAGCCGGAGAACUUCGACGACGAAGAGUCAGACAAAGAGGAGGAAGACUCAGACAAUGAGGAGGAUGAUGAAGACUCAGACAAUGAAGAACGUCAGAUAGAAGAAGAUGAGGUGGAGUCUCCCAACUUGGUUCCGGUUGAUAACAACGAAGAGGAUCCGUCUGAGGCCGAGUCAGAGUCCGAGCAGGCACCGGAUCCAGAUUCAGAACAUGGAGACCAGGAAGACCCAGACGGUGUCAGAUCGUCCAAGUUGGAAGAAAUAGAUGGCGAUUCUGAUGAGGAGCCAGCCACGGAGGCAGAAACUGAUCAAGACACCGAGCAAGAAGAUGCUUGGCAAGACGAAGACGAACCAGCUCCUGCGGCAGAUAGCGAUGAAGAACCAGCGGCGGCAGAUAGCGACGAUGAACCGGCUGCGGCAGAUAGCGACGAUGAACCGGCUGCUGCAGAUAGCGACGAAGAACCAGUUGCGGCAGAUAGCGACGAUGAACCAGCUCCCGUGGCCGACGAUGAUGCAGCGGCAGGGCUGGAAGCUGUCGAUAGUGAUGGCGACGAACCAGCAGGAGAAGAACCAGGCGACCAGGAGGAUCCGGGCUCAGAUGGCGAUGCCAACGAAGGAGAAGCUGCCGAAGGAGCCGACGAGGAUUGGGACGACGAUGGCAGCAAUAAGGAAGAAGAAGGUGGAGCUGACGAGGAUUGGGACGACGAGGACAACAAGGAAGAAGGCGGAGCCGACGAAGACUGGGAAGACGGCGGCGCAGAAGGUGAUGGUGGCGGCGGCGACGACGAUGACGAUUGGAAUGACGAGGAGGAUGCAAAAGAUGCCAAGAAAUAA